Molecule: messenger RNA, 1310 nt
Organism: Vanessa tameamea
Lineage: Eukaryota; Metazoa; Arthropoda; Insecta; Lepidoptera; Nymphalidae
Product: lipase 1-like
Exons: 5
Coding region: 27-1295 (422 amino acids)
Biological process (GO): lipid metabolic process
Molecular function (GO): hydrolase activity, acting on ester bonds
Source: RefSeq, a predicted model, not a curated record
GGGAAGUAAUUAGUGAUGAAAUAAAUAUGUCAGUAAUUGCAGUGUUUUUAAGUGUGGUGGUGAUUGUAGCAGGUAGCCCUUCACCACAUGCUGACUAUAUUGAAGAGUUGAUCAGGACCAAUGCAUUCGGAGGUCGCAUCUCAGAUAAUAUUUUGGAAGACGCAACUCUAGAUUUGCCAGAUUUAGUAAGAAAAUAUAACUAUCCAUUUGAAGAGCAUUUUGUGACGACUGAAGAUGGCUAUAUUUUGGGAAUGCACCGAAUUCCACAUGGCCGAGUUUCGUACAAUGUUUCGGGAGAUAGACCGGUUGUUUUUCUUAUGCACGGGUGGCCUACGUCUUCCUCCGAUCAUGUAAUUAUGGGACCUGGAUCCGGAAUAGCCUAUAUUUUAGCUGACGAAGGUUAUGACGUCUGGAUGGGUAACACUCGCGGUAAUUCCUUUUCACGCAAACACAUAAGUCUAAAUCCAGACGUUCCCAGAAAUGGUUUUUGGGAAUUCUCUUGGGAUGAAAUCGGAGAAAGGGAUUUGCCAGCAAUGAUUGACUAUGCUCUUCAACAUACAGGAAGAUCGGCAUUACAUUAUAUUGGUUUCUCUCAGGGAACAACUGUUUUCUUUGUAAUGGGUUCACUCCGACCAGAGUAUAAUAAGAAAAUUAUAUCCAUGCAUGCAAUGGCACCUGUGGCCUAUAUGGAACAUGUAAAGGACCAUAUAUUUACGAAGAUAGCACCUUACGGAAGAGACUUGAUGACAUUAGCUUCUUUAUUGGGAAUCGAAGAAAUUUUGUCUCAUCACGAGAUUUUCACAUUACUGGGUCGUCUUUUUUGUAUUGAUGGAGCAAAAACACAGCCUUUUUGUAGUGCUAUAAUAUUUUUAAUAGCUGGAUGGAAUGAGAACCAGCACAAUGCGUCAACAAUACCAAUCAUAUUAGGACAUACACCAGCGGGUUGUUCAGUGAAACAAAUGGCCCACUUUGGACAAAGUAUUACGGAUAAAGAAUUUCGUAGAUACGAUUUUGGUCUUCUGCAAAAUUUACAAAAAUAUGGCACACCAAUCCCACCUAGUUACGAUUUAUCUAAAGUUACUGCUCCCGUCUUCCUCCAUUAUUCAGAAGGAGAUCCGUUAGCAGUCGUUGCUGAUGUAGACAGAUUAUUUAAAGAAUUAGGAAGGCCAAUGGGUAAAUUUAAAGUAUCACAGUCGACGUUCAGUCACGUGGAUUUCAUGUGGGGCAUUGAUGCGAAAAAAAUGGUAUAUGACAAAGUGAUAAACUUCAUGCGACUUAUGGAUCUUAAAAAUUGACAAAAGAUUAGAUCU